AUGGAGCAUGCUACGAUCGGGGUUCGAGAGCCGUCGUCUCGGCCACUACAUCCACCAAGACAACGUUCAGAUAGCAGACAUCUACGAAUAAUACAAGAGUUAGGCUGUAGCUUACAACGUGACGGACAAACUGUUCCUCAUGAUGAGAUAGCCACAGCAGCGUACUUGGCAAGACCUGACACGAAAGGCGGUAUCUGCUUCAUCCUUCAACAGCCAGCCGACCACCAUCCGUACCACCUAGGUGCAGACUCAGUCAUAGAGUCAUCACCUACACUUCGAGCCCUUCUCAUAGAAAUCUGGCCAAUCGUCUCCUGUGGCGCACCCAGCCCUACUGUCUUGGAUAGAUUACCGUUUGUCAGGUCUUACGAGGAGCCUGAUCUUGAUAUCAAGCAUCACAUCCAGGAGCGAACCUUUGCGAUGAUUGAGGCAAAAUGUCCGGAUGUUGUUGUAUGCAUGUGGCGCUACAAGCGGGGAAACGGUAUAGCGCAAGAGGACAGAACGGGGAAUAUAGCUGCUGUAGAAGGUCUUGGAGUCGGUCAAGUGUUUGGACGCCCCACUCAUGUAAUGGCAUCAGGCCAUAGAAUCGUGCGCGUUAACGCCUUCCAUCCAAGUUUCGCUAUGAACUAUAACCCCGAUCUAAGCUGCCUGAGGCAGUUACUUAUCCUGGAAAUAGCGCAAGCGUGCGGUCUGUACCGUGGAGACUGGCUGAACAAGAGGUGGAUGGAUGAGUUGCGAGAGCGUUGCAAAAGCAUCACCCGAGAAAGAUCAAGAGCUCAAGAGAUGGACUUGACUCAGCUCGCUAUUGAGUACAAACGAAAUUUGGAGUCGAUCGCAGCUUUCAUUGAAUCACAGAUCGAAACCUCACACAGCCAUGACCCUGCAAUUCGCUAUCGAUACCUUGUUGGAAUGAAUGUUACGGAAUCAUUUAACACUGCAAGUCUCUGCAUAAGGGCCAUACAUUGUAUGAAGGAAAGUAUUGAUCCUGAUGAUAUGGGCAAGACCAGGUCGGAAGCCUUCGAGAAUUCAAGUAGAUACACUGUAGCCUUCGUUCGUCAGCUGGUUAAAGUUCUCCUAAUUGGUGUAGAACCGGAUCGAAACACAAGUAUAAGUUGUAUGGGUCUGUAUGGUGAAUCCGUUAUUGAUGCUGGCCUUAGGGCGAGACAACAAAAUUACGGCGUUACAGCCACGAAAGUACAUGAAAUUUUAGGCAAGCUGUGUCGAGGAAUGAACUCCUCUUUUACUGUAGGGCAAGGAUACCCUAAACGAACUUUUCGUUUUACGUUAUAUGAAUGGAGCAAGAUCUUGCUUUCGACAGCUCUCGAUUUCGAAAAGCUACUGAGCGAACUUGCGCCUCUUUCCGAGAAUGGAUCUCAAAGCGAUAUGGAUGGGAUUACAAAUUUUUUCGAUACAUUGUGUCUAGAUACAACAUAG
Molecule: messenger RNA, 1431 nt
Organism: Exserohilum turcica Et28A
Lineage: Eukaryota; Fungi; Ascomycota; Dothideomycetes; Pleosporales; Pleosporaceae
Exons: 3
Coding region: 1-1431 (476 amino acids)
Source: RefSeq, a predicted model, not a curated record